AUGCGCGGCGCAUCACCGAUAGCACUGUUCGUGACAGUUACGAUUGCAUUCUAUCUACUCGAUCCGAGCGCAGGACUCAUGAAGGUGAUAGUGGAUUUUGACCGGUGGGAACAUAUCAACGGAUCGGACAUCUUCAACGUGGAGAAGCUGCGCGUUCGCAAGUUUAACCGAACACUCUCAGUACUGAACGGUACCGGUGCGCUGCUGAUAGAUUUAAGUGACAAGUACGAGUACGGAGUCAGCUUUGCUCGGAGUGCCCAAGGUAACAGUCAGUACGAUGCGUACCCGAUGAAGCUUGCAUCACGACCAUUUUGUGACUUUGUCAAAACGCACUACCACGACUAUCAGCAUCUGUUUCUGAAUUUUACUAACCUGCCGUUCGUGCCGGACGGUGGCCUGUGCCCAUUUCCCAAGGGUGAGUACUGGGUGAAGGAUGCAUAUAUUGACUCGUCCGUCAUACCGAUCGUCGUACCGGAAGGGUUUUGGCGGGCUACGACUGAGUUGCGGAUAAUUGAAACAGGCGAAAUCGUUGCCCGUGGUGCAAUGUACGUGAAGAUAACAAAGGAGUAUGUUUGAACGUAUAAGCUUUGUUCUAUUUCUGAAGCAAGCGGAGGACCUGUUGUGAAGACCCUUAA
Messenger RNA from Anopheles gambiae (African malaria mosquito), 635 nucleotides. RefSeq lists its product as uncharacterized. NCBI's taxonomy places the organism in Eukaryota, Metazoa, Arthropoda, Insecta, Diptera, Culicidae. The coding region runs from base 1 to 576 and encodes 191 amino acids. The transcript is spliced from 2 exons. The record is from RefSeq and is a predicted model, not a curated record.